Molecule: messenger RNA, 3943 nt
Organism: Bubalus bubalis (water buffalo)
Lineage: Eukaryota; Metazoa; Chordata; Mammalia; Artiodactyla; Bovidae
Gene: BCAN
Product: brevican
Exons: 14
Coding region: 668-3526 (952 amino acids)
Biological process (GO): cell adhesion
Molecular function (GO): hyaluronic acid binding
Source: RefSeq, a predicted model, not a curated record
ACUUGCACCUGAUCCUGCCUCCAAAAAAGAGAUUCCCUCCCCCACUUAUACGUGUGAUGUCUCUCCAGGAGCAAAGCCUCCCUCCCAUUCUCCCUUCAUCCCUUUCUCUACUGGCUGAGUCCCUCCUCCUCUCCCCCUGAAAAACGGGAAGUCCCUCCGACAGUCUAACUUCCAUCCCUCCAGCUGCAACAUCAUCCUGUAGAUCGCGAGCGCUCCCUGCCCGCCCCUUCUGCCUUCCCUCCCUCCCUCCCUACUCCAAGUCUUCGGCUUCUCAUCCCCAGGACGAUGUCCUACUUCGCUCGUCCUUGCUCUCGCGGCUGCCGCCGCCGGGAACCGAUACAGAGAAGGCAGCGGGUCGCGUGAUCUUCCCGAGCCCCCUGCGUUCCCAGCCUGGGGGCAGGGGCGGCUUCGAGGAAGGGCGGGGCGGGGGCGGGGGGAAAGAAAGGGGGUUUUGUGCCGCGCCCGGCGGCCCGGCGCCCUCUUCCGAGCGUCUUGCGGGCCCAGCCUCUCCUCGCGCCCGCGCAGUCCCCGCCGCAGUCUCGGUUGCAGCUGCAGGACCGAGCCGUGGACCCAGAGGAGACCCCCAGAGGAGGCGGCAAACUUCGCGGUGCCUCACCCCCACCCCGGUCCUCAGUUGCCUGCCGGUAGUCUCUCCUCAUCCUGCAGCAUGGCCCCACUGUUCCUGCCCCUCCUGGCAACCCUGGUUCUGGCUUGGAUCCCUGUGGCCUUGGCUGAUGCUCUGGAAGGAGACAGCUCAGAGGACAGGGCCUUCCGCGUGCGCAUCGCGGGCGACGCGCCGCUGCAGGGCGUGCUGGGCGGCGCCCUCACCAUCCCAUGCCACGUUCACUACCUGCGGCCGUCGCCGAGCCGCCGGGCCGCGCAGGGCUCCCCGCGGGUUAAGUGGACCUUCCUGUCCGGCGGCCGGGAGGCCGAGGUGCUAGUGGCGCGGGGCCUACGCGUCAAGGUGAGCGAGGCCUACCGGUUCCGCGUGGCACUGCCUGCCUACCCGGCGUCACUCACCGACGUCUCCCUGGUGCUGAGCGAGCUGCGGCCCAACGACUCAGGCAUUUACCGCUGCGAGGUCCAGCACGGCAUCGACGACAGCAGCGACGCGGUGGAGGUCAAGGUCAAAGGGGUCGUCUUUCUCUACCGGGAGGGCUCUGCCCGCUACGCUUUCUCCUUCGCUGGGGCCCAGGAGGCCUGUGCCCGCAUCGGAGCCCGAAUCGCCACUCCGGAGCAGCUCUAUGCCGCCUACCUCGGGGGCUAUGAACAGUGUGACGCUGGCUGGCUGUCCGACCAGACCGUGAGGUAUCCCAUCCAGACGCCACGAGAGGCCUGUUAUGGAGACAUGGAUGGCUUUCCUGGGGUCCGGAACUACGGAGUGGUCGACCCGGAUGACCUCUAUGAUGUUUACUGUUAUGCUGAAGAACUAAAUGGAGAGCUGUUCCUGGGUGCCCCUCCAGACAAGCUGACCUUGGAAGAGGCACGGACAUACUGCCAGGAGCGGGGUGCUAAGAUUGCAACCACCGGCCAGCUGUAUGCAGCCUGGGAUGGUGGCCUGGACCGCUGCAGCCCUGGCUGGCUGGCUGAUGGCAGUGUGCGCUACCCCAUCGUCACCCCCAGCCAGCGCUGUGGUGGGGGCCUCCCUGGUGUCAAGACUCUCUUCCUCUUCCCCAACCAGACUGGCUUCCCCAACAAGCACAGCCGCUUCAACGUCUAUUGCUUCCGAGACUCUGCCCAGCCUUCUGCCAUCCCUGAGGCAGCCAGCCCAGCCUCUGACCUGGCCUCUGAUGCACUGGAAGCCAUUGUCACAGUGACUGAGACCCUGGAGGAACUGAAGCUGCCCCAGGAAGCUGUGGAAAGCGAGUCCCGAGGAGCCAUCUACUCCAUUCCCAUUAUAGAGGAUGGAGGUGGUGGAAGCUCCACUCCAGAAGACCCAGCAGAGGCCCCUAGAACCCUCCUAGAAUUCGAAACCCAAUCCAUUGUGCCUCCACUGGGGUCCUCAGAAGAGGAAGGCAAGGUGUUGGAGCAAGAAGAGAAAUACAGGGGUGAAGAAGAGAAAGAAGAGGAAGAAGAAGAGGAGGAGGUGGAGGAUGAGGCCCUGUGGGCCUGGCCCAGUGAGCUCAGCAGCCUGGACCUAGAGGCCCCUCUCCCCACUGAGCCGGUUCCAGAGGAGUCACUCACCCAGGCAUCCCCUCCAGUGAGGGCUGCCCUCCAGCCUGGUGCAUCACCACCACCCUAUGAUGAGCCAGAGGCUCCCAGGCCUCCAAGGGUCCUUGGACCACCCACCAAGACCCUGCCCACUCCUAGGGAGGGGAACCUGGCAUCCCCACCACCUUCCACUCCAGUUGGGGCAAGAGAGAUAGAGGAGGAGACUGGGGGUCCUGAGCUCUUUGGGGCCCCUCGAGGAGAGAGUGAGGAGACAGGAAGCUCCGAGGAUGCCCCUUCCCUGCUUCCAGCCACACGGGCCCCUGGGGAUACCAGGGAUCUGGAGACCCCCUCUGAAGAGAAUUCCAGAAGAACUGUCCCACCAGGGACUUCAGUGCAUGCCCAGCCGGUGCUGCCCACUGACAGUGCCAGCCGUGGUGGAGUGGCCGUGGCCCCCUCAUCAGGUGACUGUGUCCCCAGCCCCUGCCACAAUGGCGGGACGUGCUUGGAGGAGGAGGAGGGGGUCCGCUGCCUGUGUUUGCCUGGCUAUGGGGGGGACCUGUGCGAUGUUGGCCUCCACUUCUGCAGCCCCGGUUGGGACGCCUUCCAGGGCGCCUGCUACAAGCACUUUUCUACCCGAAGGAGCUGGGAGGAGGCGGAGAACAAGUGCCGGAUGUACGGCGCGCACCUGGCCAGCAUCAGCACGCCGGAGGAACAGGACUUCAUCAACAGUGGGCUGGGGACAGGGAGGGAGGCGACCCUCGCCACCUGUUCUCUCAUCCACACAUUCACUCACUCAUCAGUCAGUCAGUUAAAGAGUGUGUUAUUAACUCCCUUAUACAUUCAUUCAGAUCGAUACCGGGAGUACCAGUGGAUCGGGCUCAACGACAGGACCAUCGAAGGGGAUUUCCUGUGGUCAGAUGGCGUCCCCCUGCUCUAUGAGAACUGGAACCCUGGGCAGCCAGACAGCUACUUCCUGUCCGGAGAGAACUGCGUGGUUAUGGUGUGGCACGAUCAGGGACAAUGGAGUGAUGUUCCCUGCAACUACCACCUGUCCUACACCUGCAAGAUGGGGCUGGUGUCCUGUGGGCCCCCACCAGAGCUGCCCCUGGCUCAAGUGUUUGGCCGCCCACGGCUGCGCUAUGAAGUCGACACAGUGCUUCGUUACCGGUGCCGGGAGGGGCUGACCCAGCGCAACCUACCACUGAUCCGCUGCCAGGAGAAUGGUCGCUGGGGGCCCCCCCAGAUCUCCUGUGUGCCCCGCAGGCCUGCUCGAGCUCUGCACCCAAUAGAGGCCCACGAAGGACGUCAGAGGAGGCUCGUGGGGCACUGGAAGGCACGGCUGAACCCCUCUCCCAAUCCCGCUCCAGGUCCCUAAGGGGCAAGGCCCCCGGCACUGCCCUCUGCCACCAAGCCUCUGUAGACCCAUGCUCUCCACCACGGGGAGUGACAGCAUGAGAGGGGUGCAGCUGCAGUCCACAUGGUAGUGCCCGGAGGGGCUUCUGGGAAAUACUGGGUUGGCCAAAAAUUCGUUUGGCUUUUUCUGUAACAUCAAUAUCUGGGUGUCUCCAGUCCUGCCUUAGGCCCUCUCCCUCCUAUUCUGGGCCUCAGGUUUUUCCCUCAGGGCCUUGAGUAGGUCUCUAAGUGCCUCAACUGCCCUCUCCUUGCCAGCCAUCCUGUCCCCUCCAUUCCCCUGGAGGCCCCUGUGCCCACUCAUUCUGUUUCCCAAGAGAAUGGGUUUGCAGGAUGGGGUACCUGUAAAACAAGCAGAAAAUAAAGCUGCAUUUGAGCCGAA